Molecule: messenger RNA, 3972 nt
Organism: Ostrea edulis (European flat oyster)
Lineage: Eukaryota; Metazoa; Mollusca; Bivalvia; Ostreida; Ostreidae
Product: E3 ubiquitin-protein ligase MARCHF1-like
Exons: 4
Coding region: 925-1746 (273 amino acids)
Biological process (GO): antigen processing and presentation of peptide antigen via MHC class II; protein polyubiquitination; immune response
Cellular component (GO): late endosome membrane; cytoplasm; lysosome
Molecular function (GO): MHC protein binding; zinc ion binding; ubiquitin protein ligase activity
Source: RefSeq, a predicted model, not a curated record
UGGGUGUCAAGACGUAUUACCAGUAAUUUUUGCAUUAAAACAAGAAUUUUCAACUUUAGAAAUAUGUAUUUAUUUUCGCAAAAUCGACACAUUCAACUAUGCAACAAAAUUUGAGAAAGUUCUGGGAAAAUUGUCGAUCAUUUCAUGAUUUUUGUGCAAAAUGAGCUGUACUGUAGUGUCUCUUUAAAUAAACAGCUGAUUAUUUUCCUGGUAUUAUUGCUGAAAUGAGAAGAAAAAUGGAAACAUUAAUGAGAUGAAAUGAAAAGCAGAUUAAAAUUGAGAUAGAAUACAUGUAUAAUAGAAUCUUGACCUGAAAUUAAUAGCAGUAAUAGUUUACUAUGUGUUAUGUUUGAGUCAAUGACAAUUUCCUUGGAAAUAUACCAGUCCACAUCAUAGGAUGCAUUGAUAAUUACUAGUACACAAAUGAUUACAGAAGGAACAUAAAUUCUAUACAGUGUACCACAAAAUGAUAAAAAUAUUGAUAAGAGCAGUGUUAAAAUCAAUAAUCAGUUUUUGAAUUAAUUGAUUACAAUUAGACAAAGUUACAUAGCUUGGAUAUUUCCAGCCAACAUGACAAAAUUGAUUCAAACAUUUAUUAUUGGGUAUUGGCAAUAAGGGUACUUUCAUUUAUUGUUUGUACAAUAUAUCAACCAGGGAACAAUAGUUGUGGACUGCACAAAGAUUGGUGAUUGUCAAGCCUCUGAGUGUUAGAACUUGAUGUUGGUGGUUGUGUCAUAGGACAAGGAACUUCAUUUGUAUUGUCUCUGUUUGCAUAUAGUUGUCGUAACAGAUGGUACACCCCAGCCUCAGGGAAAUUUUUGUGGAUGGUACAGUUGGAAGUUUUGUUUGUGGAUGAUAGAGCUGGAAGUUAGUAUCUGAUGGAUAGGGGUCCAAAUGAUUGGUAGAUGAAUAUGCUGAGAUGAUAUGCACAGUGGAAUAAGCAUGCCCUUGACACAGAUUGCUGUGCACCCAUCAGACAAUGUUCCUCAGCCUGGAAAACAGAAUAAAAAACCCCAGCCCACACCAACCAAAAAGAAAGACUCUACAAAGGAAACUCAUCACCUGAAUUCUCCAACCCCCAAGAUUACAGAGAGAUGUGAGACAAGCCUUUCCAUGCUGUCAUCAGGACAGGACUGUUGCCGGAUUUGUCAGUGCGAGGUGUGCGAGAUUGAGGAGGACUCCCCCCUCAUUGCACCCUGCCUCUGUGAUGGCAGCAUGAAAUUUGUCCACCAGGAAUGUCUACAAAAGUGGAUCAAAAGCUCUGAUAAAGAAUGCUGUGAACUCUGCAAGUACGAGUACAAAAUGACCUCAAAAGUUAAACCAUUCAGAAAGUGGGAAAGGCUGCAGAUGUCUGCUGUGGAGAGACGCAAAAUCACCUGUUCUGUGACAUUCCACGUGAUAGCUAUAACUUGUGUUAUUUGGUCACUAUACGUCCUGAUCGACAGAACCACGGAGGAGGUGGAACAAGGUGCUUUAGACUGGCCGUUCUGGACCAAACUUAUUGUGGUGGCCAUUGGCUUCACUGGAGGAUUGGUUUUCAUGUAUGUUCAAUGCAAAAUGUAUGUUCGACUCUGUCGCAAAUGGAAAGCUUACAACCGGAUGAUCACCGUUGAAAAUGUCCCAGAUGAAGUGAGAAUCAAAGCUGUCGCUACGUAUAUGUCACCAGAGAAAGUGAAAAUAGUUCAGGAGGAACAGGAGGGUGGUAUCAUUAAUGAGAGCCUGACAACAGAUUCUGAGCUGUUGUAGUGUCCGGAGUGCCCACUGUUAUCCAACCACAUUCUUGUAAGGCUGCAUCCUGUAAUUAUUUACUUAGGUUUAUUUUUUCUUCUUCUUUCUUUUUAUUUUUUUCCCCUUCAAUUGUUAACAUUCCACUUUAAAAGCAUCAACAGUAGGCGUCAACGGUAAUCUCGUGCACAAGAUAGAUAUUGCAUCACCCAAUUAAUUCAUGCUUCUAAAAUAAUGAUGCCUUAACAAUCCAUAUCUGGAUGUUGAUCCAGAAGAAGUAAUAGAAAAUUUAUAAAGGUAUGUUAUUUUUUAAAUAGAAAUCGCCAGAUUUUGUUCUGUUCAGUUGAACAUUUUUACAAUAUAUGUGAUAUAAUGUAGUGUUUGCAAUGUAUACUGUAUUAAACAGUUGUAAAUGGCAACAAAUAUUACAUUGUAUUAUACAUGCAUUUAUAUGCAAGUUCCCAUGACUUGAAUUUUUUUUGUUACAUAUCAGAUUAAGAUUUAUCAUGUAUGUUUCUGCUAACUUUCUUUUAUUCAUUACAUAUAUUGUUCUUACAUGUUUUUCUUUGCAUGCUUUACACUGUGCCAAAUGUUUUGAAUGUUAAGUCAUAUUCUGUUGUGUGAUGUAUGAAUGAACUUUUAUGAUGUUUGAUAUAGUUUUUGUGUGAUUAUUUUUGUUGUGGUAAAACUGUAAUUUAUUGUGAAGUCUAAAUUAUUUGUUGUUAAAUUUUCUUUUGUAAUGUUAGACAUGUUGGAUAUGAGAUUUUUUUUGUAUAUCUGUGAAGUACAAAACUCAUUCUGUUCAUCAUAAGCUGGACCAUAGUUAAUUUAUGCACAUUUUAAUGUUUAUUUCACUCAGUUACAUUUACACAGGUAAAAACCAACAACUUAAAUUUGAAAAAAGAAGAAUUCUUAUUUCAUUUACUUGUUGUGAAUGCUACACAAUUUUCUCUGUAUAAUUUUGAAAUCAGAAAGAGUGGAUAUUUGUAGUAGCAUGUUCCCAAGUCAAAUCUUUUUCCAUAUUUUACACACAUUACAAUUUUCUCAAAAGAAUUUAACGGCUUAAUUUGGUGCUAAAAAUCACAAGCAGGAUGUAUUUUGUGUAUUUCAUUUUCCAUUGUAACCUUUGUAAUAUACACUAUUAUAAUAGAAAUGGCAUGUCAUUAUCAAAGUCCCCUUGAACACAUCUGAUCUUCACCAAGUACAGAGUACAUAUAUUUAUAUUGUAUGAAUUAUUGUAACCAUUUGUAGUCUUGGCCAGAUAUUGAUUGAAUCCAAUCUGAUCGUCAUUGAUUAAAUCCAAGAGUGUAAACUGUUUUGUAGAUUAGCAGAGGGUUUCUUGUGUAACAGUUUAGCAAAAAAUAUGCUUUUUUUUUAGUCAUUUUUAGAUUUAUGAUGAUAAUAUUUCAUAUAUUGGCAACAGUUUUCAUCACAUCAUUAAAAAAAAAUUACAAAAAUGUUCAACCUGCUUUAGGAUGGAAAUGUACGCAAACAUAUUUUCGAUUUUAGAAAUCCAAUUAUCAUAUUUCAGUUUUGAAAAAAAGUUUCAGUAAAUGUUUACGAAAUUGUGAUGUUAUUGUUGAAAUUAUUUUUUCUAAAUAUCUAGCAUAUGAAAAUUAUAUUGAAUGGUAGUUUAUUUACCUCCAAAGUUCCUUCUUUAGUCCUGCAUAUAUCUGUUUAUAUUGUUGUGUAGUAUACACCUAUUUUAUGUUUAUACUAAUUCGAUUUUCAGAACACUGUUAACAUACUGUAGAAUCAUUUAUUUUUGUGGGGUCAAAUUUUUGUGGUCUUUGAAAAUUGCAGGUUAUAUGUUUGUGGGGACUUGAGUAUUAUAUUUAUUGAGAAUUUCGAUUAUCAGUAUGUUCAUGAUACUAAAACAUUAAACCUCACAAAAAUUUAUGAUUUUACAGUUCUUUCCAAUAGAUCUAAUAAUAAUCCAUGAAACUUAAUUUAAGAGAAAAUUAAUCAUUGCUUCAGUAACAUGCAGAUUUUUGCCUUCGAAUGAUUGCAGCAAGAAUAGUAUGUAUAGUCACUGAUAGAGUAUCGCCGUGUAUCAGUAUUCUACAAUGACUUUCAGAUUUAAAUUAUUGGAUUUAAAUGAAGUCUUACUUCGGAAGAGAAGCUGUACAAUGCCAUACAUUUGUAAUGACAAUAUGGUUUUAUGUUUCAGCGAGUGCAUAUACGUUUAACAAGAAGUCUGUUGAUAUUGUUUUUGAUUGAAUUAUAAUUAAAGACUUGAGAAGAACA